Messenger RNA from Hibiscus syriacus, 2108 nucleotides. RefSeq names its product DNA polymerase alpha subunit B-like. The record is from RefSeq and is a predicted model, not a curated record. The transcript has 16 exons. Gene Ontology annotation, biological process: DNA replication; DNA replication initiation. Gene Ontology annotation, molecular function: DNA binding. The coding region runs from base 137 to 1999 and encodes 620 amino acids. Lineage: Eukaryota; Viridiplantae; Streptophyta; Magnoliopsida; Malvales; Malvaceae. Gene Ontology annotation, cellular component: alpha DNA polymerase:primase complex.
AGUGCAAAAGCCCUCUUUUUGUCAUUUACUUAUCCAAAGCAAAAAACUUUCCCGCCAUUUCUCGCAUCAGCAAAAACGAAACCCUAGAUUAGAUUGACAGAAAUCGACCGAGAGUUAGAGAGAGACUGAGGCAGCCAUGGAAGAGGAGAUCAAAGCAGAGUUCUUGAAGAGCGGGUUCACUCUUGAUGAAGAAGAAGAGAUACUCAAGAAAUGCCACACGUUCUGUGUAAAUUACUGUCUCCAUCCUUCCGAUAUCGUUUCAAGCUGGGAGGUUUAUUAUCUCAAUCGACAACUUGAUGAACCUGUUGUAAGGGAUGCAGAAAUGGAUGGGUUUUUAGGACACCUACAGAACGAACAAGUAGGGGAAGGUGUUAAAAAGGAUGCUGGCUUGCAUUUGUACUCUUUCAAAGAUGUCGACAUGGUUUUAGAUGCCGAAGUUGAAGAUACAAACAAUGUUAUUCUUGGAACCCCAACAGGGAAAUCCGAGAAACAUCAUUUGGACAUAUAUGACUCAUCACACAAAAUGAAGGGGAACAUUUAUUCUUCUGAGAGGAAAUCAAAACUAGUGACACCAUUUGGGACACGAAGUAACAAAUUUGUGGUCAAAUUCAACAUUGAUAAUCUUCCUACUACUGAGACUGCAAUUGAAGAUCAUGAGAAUCCUGAGGAUGGCAUUAUUAAAAGGAUUCAACCUCAGAAAAGCUGUUCAUUGGUGGUCCACAGAUCAGGGCCAGAACCAGGUUGCAGGUUCUUGUAUGACAGGAUUGAAGACAGGUUCAAUGUACUUGAAAACCGCAUAAAGAAGCAUGCAACUGCACUUGUUGCAUCUAGUCUCUAUGAAGAACCAAUGGAUCCAUCAAUUGCUUCACAGAGGAGCAUAUUUGCCGUCGGGAUGAUCUGCUGUGAUGGUGAGGGUCAUCUAAAUGAUAAAUCCAUCUUAUUGCAAAGCAGUGUUGAGCAUUCUGGAGGGCAACGUGUUCGACUAGAGUUAAAUAAACUGAGCCUCUUUUCCUUUUUUCCGGGCCAGGUUGUAGGUAUCAAGGGUAACAACCCUAGUGGCCAUUGUUUGAUUGCAUCAGAGCUAGUAGAUUAUAUUCCUUUAUCCAUUGCUGCUGAUAUGGAUCUGCCUCCUGCAAAGAAGCAAGCUUUAGAUGAUGAGAUUCAGGCAACACAUCUUUCCUCUGCGUCAACAGAGAUAACAAUGAUUAUUGCUGCUGGUCCAUUCACUACUACAGACAACUUAUUAUUUGAGCCUCUUUCAGAACUGCUCGCCUAUGCAACCAGAAAGUCUCCACAGUUGCUUAUACUGUUAGGGCCUUUUAUCGAUUCUGAACAUCCACAGAUCAAGAAAGGAACUGUUGACUUGAGUUUUGAUGAUAUAUUCCAAUCAGAGGUUCUUAGAAUGGUUCAAGAUUAUUUGGAAUAUAUGGGUCCCAGUGCUCAGUUGGUUAUGAUUCCAUCUGUACGAGAUGCUCAUCACGAUUUUGUUUUCCCUCAGCCUGCUUUCGAUCUUGAUUCUCUCGAUGUUAAACAUCAGAUAACCAAUCUUAAUAAUCCAGGGAUUUUUGAGGCAGAUCAGGUCAAGAUAGGUUGCUGCACAGUAGAUAUUCUCAAACAUCUUAGUGGGGAGGAGAUGUCAAGACAUUCAGUGGAGGGAAAACCUAAUGAUCGCUUGAGUAGACUUGCCACCCAUAUUCUUAGCCAACAGAGCUUUUAUCCGCUCUAUCCACCAGCUGAAGGUGUCCCAAUGGAUUUUUCCCUUGCUCCUGAAGCUCUUCAAAUUUCUUCAGUUCCGGAGCUUCUUAUCUUACCUUCAGAUAUCAAGUAUUUUGUCAAGGUGUUAUCUGUAGGGGGAACAAGCAAAGGGGAAGAACAAAUGAAAAGAUGUGUUUGUAUUAACCCAGGAAGACUGGCCAAGGGAGAAGGCGGAGGCACGUUUGUAGAGCUCAAAUAUCAAGGGAGUCCUGAUAAGAUGAAUGCUUCAGUUAUUAGCAUAUGAGCCUCUUGAACUGUCUAAAAAAAUGCAGAAGGCGUUCCUCAGAAAAUGAUUCGAGAAAUGGGGGAACCAAAUGCUAGAGAGAAGAUGCAAAGAAGUUGGAUUUUAAUGC